Messenger RNA from Tachysurus fulvidraco (yellow catfish), 2914 nucleotides. RefSeq lists its product as uncharacterized. Lineage: Eukaryota; Metazoa; Chordata; Actinopteri; Siluriformes; Bagridae. The transcript is spliced from 5 exons. Gene Ontology annotation, biological process: T cell costimulation; immune response; cell surface receptor signaling pathway. The record is from RefSeq and is a predicted model, not a curated record. Gene Ontology annotation, cellular component: external side of plasma membrane. Bases 1545 to 2333 code for a protein of 262 amino acids.
CACUUUGGAUGGGUUAAAUGCAGAGAACAAAUUCUGAGUAUGGGUCACCGUACUUAGCCGUAUGUCACGUCACGUCAGUUUGUACAGCCCUUUCAACCAUUCCAUUUGAUUGAGCAUGGUAGGGGCUUGUUGUUUUAUGAUGAAACUCCCAUUCUUUAGAGAAAAUGCGAAAUUCUUGUGAAGCAAAUUGCGGUCCAUUGUCAGAAAUUGGUACCUCAGGAAUCCCAUACCUUGCAAACUGAGACUUCAGCAACUUGAUGACAGCCAAAUUUCUGGUGUCAUUCUGAAGCAUAUCAACUUCAAUGAACUUUGAGAAGUAGUUCACAAUGAUCAAAUACUGUACUCUUUUUUAUUAUAAGUGAACAAAUCAACUCCAAUCUUUUACCAUGGCCUAUCUGGCACACUAUGAAGAUGUAGUGGCUCUUUAGUCUGGAACCUUCUAUGUGCACAGCAUAUUUCACAAUAACUCACCAUGACUUCAAUACUCUUAGACAUUCCAGGCCAAAUACUCUUAGACAUUCCAGAGUACAUCUCUUGCUCGUCUUCUACAACUUUCCAUGCCUAAAUGACUUUCAUGAAUCUGAUGUAACAUAUCAGCUCAUAGGGGUGCUGUAUCAUAGCUGCCCCUGCACUCUGACCCCAACCUCCUCAGUUAGGGUAUGUGAAGAAAAGAAUUCCACUGUGCUGUAUUGUAUAUGUGGCGAUAAUAAAGGCUUCUAUCUUGUAUCAAUUAAGUAACUUUAGAUUUGAUAAAUGGGGCAAUUCUUUAAAAUAACUAUUUACAUCAACUAAAACAAACUUGUUACUUGAGUGAAGCAUGACGGGGGUAUGAUUUCAGAACCGACUGGUAAGGAUUCGCCCUGUUUAAAUCAUUCGGGACAGAAUUGCUGCAUCUUUGAGUGGGUGUAUUUGUGCUUUUGACACCAUCGGAAGCUGCAGAUGAACUCGACUCAUCCAUUUCUCCGACCUCAUUGCCGAAAAUAGAUGAGGAGGUGGUAGCUGUGUCCUGGACAGCUAAAGUGGUUUUCUUUUGUCCUUUCGGAACAAGAUGUCUGUACAUGUUGUAUUUUAUAAGGCUGCAUAUAGUGUGUUAAUCAAGUUCACUAACAGUUCUAAUAAAGUUACUGUGACUGUUGUUUAUUGCUUUAUAAGCACAUCCGUUUACCUCAAAGGUUGUGUGAAGGUGAAUAAAUGAGCCAAGUCUGUCUGUCUGUCUAGGAGGGGAAAAAUGGGGAUUGGGCAGAAAUUGGAAUAUCACACCAUUUUUGUGAUUGGCUGUUAUAUGGUGUGGGGCCAGAUGAGCCAACCCUCUGUGGCCCAUGUGGAGCCAGGCCUGCUAUAAAGGGAGGUCUUUUCUGACUGUUCAGCUUGCAGUUUGCAUGCGGAGAAUUUCUCAGUUAUUAUCCCAGGUCCAGUUCCUCAGAAGUCUCAUAUGAAACUGUGAUCUAAAGGUAUCUGCUUCGUGCUGCACACAAAAGGAGUUUGAGAAACGUUUGGAAACGUUCAUUUGAAUCUGUAACUCUUAUAGGACUUUCUGAAACACCAUGAAGUGGCUUUUAAUUCCUGGCAUCACUGUGAUGGUUUACCGGCUGAUGCAGAAGUGCCAAGGCUGCUUCGUCAAAAAAUCAAAGGUGAAUGAAGCCCUGACCCUCCCGUGUAACUGCUCAGGAAACUGUCCAGUGGUUCGGUGGAUCCGCUUCAUUCCUGACAAAGUUGUCGUUGUUCAGAGCUGGAAGUGUUCAAAACAAGAGAAUUUUAAAGAAAGAUUUACACUACCAGGAGAUACAAGCAGAGGAGAUUUCUCCCUGAUGAUCAGUUCAGUAACCUACAAUGAUGCAAGCUCUUACAUGUGCAGCUGUAAUAAAAAAUUAUUGACUGAAGUAAAGCUGAAAGUUAUCAUUCCGACAGUUGUAAAGGCUUUCGAGGGGAAGAACGUCACUCUCCCGUGUUACGGAGACACUCGACAAGUCGUUAAAGAUGUAAAGUGGAAGAAAGAUGGACACGAGGUCCUGCUGUACACUCCUGCAAACAGAUGGAUGACUAAACAAAACAGAUUCACGAUGUCAGUAGAAGGCUUUCUAGACGGUGAUCUCUCUCUUUACAUCAGUCCAGUUCACCUGUCUGAUACAGGAUUAUAUCAGUGUCUCAUCCACGAUGAAUCUCAGGACGGAGAACCACGAGCUGUGUUACUGAAGGUAGAAGGGAAACAACAAUUCACAACCACCAACAGCGCCCCAGUUUCAGAAUGGUUUGUACGGCUAGGAUUGUUUAUCUCUGUAGUGAUCAACAUCAUCGUCCUGAUCAUUUACAUUAUGAGAAAAUACAGAGACUGAACCAGAUUUAAUCCAAGACUGCAGGAUCUUUAGCUUUCCUGUACAUCACUGUAUUGUCCUAUGUGUUCCUUUUAUUCUGUGUGUUUAUUGUUCUGUUCUCAUCUCACACUGUUGUGUAUUUGCAUUUCUUAUGUACUGUAAUAGAUAGAUAGAUAGAUAGAUAGAUAGAUAGAUAGAUAGAUAGAUAGAUAGAUAGAUAGAUAGAUAGAUAGAUAGAUAGAUAGAUAGAUAGAUUUUAUUGUCAUUUCACAGGUACAUAGCAAAAGAAUGCUGUGUGCAAUACUAGUACAAAUAGUAGAAUUGUUGAAUUUGAUACUGGAGACAUGGCAUCUUGUUAUAUUGUUUACAAGGUAUAAAGAAAAAUGAAAAUAAACCAAACUUGACUUGAGGUGAUAUGUUUUAUUUGUGUUCAACAAUUUGAUUAUCUAUGUAAUUAUAUAAUGAUUUAUUUUGUAAAGAAUAUUCUUUUUUCUCUCAAACCUAAUACUUUAAAACAUGUAUUUAAAAAAAUAAUCUCAAGUUAAAACAAGCUCAUGUAUUUUUACAAAACCCUUAAAUAAAUUACACAUCUUUAAAGUUUC